UGCUUCUGGGCGGGCUCUAAACUAAGGGCAGAACUGGGCGUGUCCUGGACCUCUGCCGCGCAGUAGGAGACCGCACCGGAUGACUGUCGCCUGCCACGCGCCCGGCACAGCAUGGGAAGGCGCUCCUGUUGCCGGCGGCCCUUGCCGGUGGUGGCGAGUCUGGGUGCUGCGCUCCUGCUCCUGUGUGCCGCGCCGCGUGCCCUGCGUUCCGCAUUUGAACACAAAGCUCUGGGCUCCGGCUGGUUCGGAGGAGUGAGGAAGAGUCCCCUACAGCUGUUGCGUGAUCUGGACCAGGGUCCGCGCUCUGCGAUGGCCGAGGUGCACCAGCAGCGGCGCGAGCUGCUCCGCCGGGCCUGCAGCCGCCACACUCGACGCCAACGCCUGCUGCAGCCCGAGGACCUGCGGCACGUGCUGGUGGACGAUGCGCACCGGCUGCUGUACUGCUACGUGCCAAAGGUGGCCUGCACCAACUGGAAGCGCGUGCUGCUGGCGCUGCGAGGCGGCCGUGGGGACCCGGGCGCCAUCCCUGCGCACGAGGCGCAUGCGCCUGGCCUGCUGCCCUCGCUGGCCGACUUUGCGCCGGCUGAGGUCAACCGGCGGCUGCGCGACUAUCUGACGUUUCUCUUCGUGAGGGAGCCCUUCGAGCGCCUGGCCUCAGCCUACCGCAACAAGUUGGCGCGGCCACACAGCGCGGCCUUCCAGCGGCGCUACGGCACACGCAUCGUGCGUCGCCUACGACCACACGCGCAGCCCGACGCGCUGGCCCGCGGCCACGACGUGCGCUUCGCCGAGUUCCUGGCCUACCUGCUCGACCCGCGCACGCGCCGUCACGAGCCCUUCAAUGAACACUGGGAGCGCGCGUACGCGCUGUGCCAUCCGUGCCUAGUGCGCUAUGACGUGGUGGGCAAGUUCGAGACGCUGGCGGAUGAUGCCGCCUUUGUCCUGGACCUAGUGGGCGAGCCUGGCCUACGCUUCCCUGCCCCGCCGCUGAGACCAAAGAAGGACCUCACACGUGACCAAGCCCGGCGCCUUUUCCAGGACAUCAGCCCCUUCUACCAGCGUCGCCUUUUUGACCUCUAUAAGAUGGACUUUUUGCUCUUCAACUACUCUGCCCCCUCCUACCUGCGGCUACAAUAAGGGUGUUGGGUACAAUAGAGCCUGUGGCUGCUGUGACCAGAAGGCCACCAAGAGGUCUGGAACUAAUCUGGUAGUGUGGAUUGGAGAACCACUGUCAUACCUUAUCCGGUGGGCCUGACCAAAAUCCUGGCCACUGGCCACACUCGCCCCAACUGGGUAGGGCACAGCUUGCUUUAGGUGACCAUACACUUGUCUGGCCAUUUCUGCUGUUAGUUUGAUGCGUGUUUCUUCUUAGGACUCCAGGUUUGUGGUUUUCUGGUUUGGUUGUGAGAGGCCAUUUUUUGGUCUGCACUGUGCAGAACCUGUCCAUGGCCUGGUGCUAUAAGACAGAAUGCCAUAGUUUGUGUGGCCCGAGGUCCAGCUCUGUGUCUUCUCUUAGGCUGGCAAGGGCAGACAUGGCCAGAGAGAAGCUGUGCCCUGGCCAGCUUCAGGGCAAGAGGUAUGGCCACCCUUGUCAGCAGUUACUGCUUAGGAGUUAACAUGAGCUGCCUGCCACCCCAGUAGCCACAGGCUGGUGAGCAGUACCACUCCAUGUCUACCUGGCUGAUCUACCUUUGAUCUCAGCCUUGCAAGAGGCUGGAUCUUCCCCAGUGUCAGCAGAGGCCGGGAUGCAAUAUGGUGGCCGCUUUUUCAGUUUGCUGUCUUUUAAAAAAUAAACUAUGUUUUGUUACAUUUUCA
Molecule: messenger RNA, 1815 nt
Organism: Apodemus sylvaticus (European woodmouse)
Lineage: Eukaryota; Metazoa; Chordata; Mammalia; Rodentia; Muridae
Gene: Chst13
Product: carbohydrate sulfotransferase 13
Exons: 3
Coding region: 112-1137 (341 amino acids)
Biological process (GO): proteoglycan biosynthetic process; carbohydrate biosynthetic process
Cellular component (GO): membrane
Molecular function (GO): sulfotransferase activity
Source: RefSeq, a predicted model, not a curated record